ACUUGACAAACUUAAUGCAUUACACCACAAGUUUCUACUCAAUUUUUCUAACAAAUUUUCCCAUUUUUUCUAUGUGAUUUUCACUGUAUUUCAUUGUUUUUGAGUGUAUUUUGGGAAAGAGUGAAUCAGAAAAAUGAUGAUAACUUUUCAAGGUUUUUCAAAGCAGAAAUCUCCUCAGGUUCUAUUUGAAAAUGCAUUACCGUCGUCUGAUCCUGGAACCCUGGAGCAAUUAAAAGAGUUGAGCUCCAGAAGGAGAGCUAUCGAAUCCAUCAAUCAGAAUAGCUUUGUGACAGAGGCCAUUGCUAGAGAAAUGUCUGGGGGGUUGACUUCUCGAUGUGAACAGAAUAUACAGAAGGUAGAACAAUAUUUGCCACUUUUGGGGAACUUGAUACACCAUGUAAAUAUAUACUACAUCACAGCUNCACCAAGAGAAGAGUCAUGGAGACUAGUUUAUAAGCAAGCGAUUGAUGACUUGACUGUGCUGCUCCGGAAGUAUGAACACGAGAAUGAGUUUGUCUGGCACGAGAAAAUUCCGAUGCAGGAUGAGUUGCCGGUACCUCAAGGUGUCAAGAUUGUUAGUUCCAUACUUUAUCAACCACAAAGAUGGGAAAGAACACUUGUUUUCAAAAUGUAA
Molecule: messenger RNA, 634 nt
Organism: Solanum stenotomum
Lineage: Eukaryota; Viridiplantae; Streptophyta; Magnoliopsida; Solanales; Solanaceae
Exons: 4
Coding region: 134-634 (166 amino acids)
Source: RefSeq, a predicted model, not a curated record